AUGGUCACUGCGCAGAGCCAGCAACUAAAGCUACAGCCUAAGCUGGCGACGAAAUCGGACAACCUCAACCUCUAUCAUCCGGCCAGCCUGCGACCUCUUCCUUUACCGCCUCCCCUACUUACGCUUCCGGAAACUCUCGGAGCCCCAGUUAUUCCGAAGUCUCCAGCGCAGAUGGAGAACUUCAUGGUGCUCGUGAAGCUCUACUACCAAGGCGCUGUACGCGGAAUGCCAAUUGCCUCGGAUCUGUCCUGGGACGCGUUCCUCAAUGCCGUCCUGGCAAAGUUCGGUCAUCCACUCGCUGGACUAUGCAUGGAAUUCGAGGAUGAGGAAGACAAUAACGAGCGGGUUCGUUUACAGGAUCAGACAGACUACGAGCUCGCCAUCUCGGUGGCUCGUGCAAGCAUGAAGGACAGGCCGGAAGCGAGAUUAAAGAUAUGGUGUACUGACAAACACCCAUGA
This is a messenger RNA of Fomitopsis serialis, 459 nucleotides long. RefSeq lists its product as uncharacterized. The transcript is spliced from 3 exons. The coding region runs from base 1 to 459 and encodes 152 amino acids. NCBI's taxonomy places the organism in Eukaryota, Fungi, Basidiomycota, Agaricomycetes, Polyporales, Fomitopsidaceae. The record is from RefSeq and is a predicted model, not a curated record. Gene Ontology annotation, molecular function: protein binding.